GGCAAAUCUGUCGAGAUCGGCAACACGGAUGCUGAAGGUCGUCUUGUUCUAGCUGACGUGUUGUACCGCGCAUCAACCGAGUUUAAGCCGGACACGGUCAUCGACGUUAACGCCGCUCUUAUCUGGGCUAUGUAUACCGCACUGGGUGAGAUCUACACCGGUGUUUUUACGGUACGUCAUUGCAUUGUUGCCUCCCGAGACGUUUUUAACCAAACUCCUGCUCUUUGGAACCGACUGAGAGUUGCCAGAGAGAGCGAGUACACCCGCUUCUUUCGCAUGCCCUUUGACGAAUAUUAUGAUCCACAGAUAUACUCUUCUAACGCUGAUUGGUGCAACGUUACAGGUGCAUGCACCGCUGCACUGUUCCUUAAGGCGUUUGUAGAUGGCACUGAGGCCAAGGAUGGGCAGGGACUUUCUGUCCAGUAG
This is a messenger RNA of Suillus clintonianus, 426 nucleotides long. RefSeq names its product peptidase M17, leucyl aminopeptidase. The annotation marks the transcript as partial. The record is from RefSeq and is a predicted model, not a curated record. NCBI's taxonomy places the organism in Eukaryota, Fungi, Basidiomycota, Agaricomycetes, Boletales, Suillaceae. Gene Ontology annotation, biological process: proteolysis. The transcript is spliced from 4 exons. Gene Ontology annotation, molecular function: manganese ion binding; metalloaminopeptidase activity. Gene Ontology annotation, cellular component: cytoplasm.